CGAUUAAUUUUGCAGGAGUGUGAACUACGUUCAUUUAGUUUAUAAAGUAUAUAUUCAUAAAAUAAUUUUUAGUAUUGGUAAUAAACAAAGAAUUUAGCUAAAUAAUACGAAAAAUUACGAAGACGAUAUGCUGGAUUGUGCUUUUGUAACACCGAUAUCUCUAUCGAACCAAUAAACCUCAGUGAAUAGAGAGGUUAUUUGCGAAAUGGAGUUUAAUGAAUUAAUUUUAGCAAGUAUUUCCGUUAUUAUAUGGCACCAUCAAUUAAUAUUAGAAUGGAAACGACGAAAAGAAAGACGAGAACAUCGUAAAAGAAGGAGAUGGUGGAUUCGUCCCAUAAAUCAAUUUAAAGUUCAACAAGGUUAUCAGACAAAUCUUGUAAGAGAAAUGGAGACGCAAGACCAUGAUGUAUUUUUUCAAAAUUUUCGCAUGUGGCCAGAGCAUUUUAAUUGGCUACUUAAUCAAGUGCAAGAUAAAUUAUUAAAGCGAAGCAGGAGGACUCCAUUGUGUCUUAAACUGCGUUUACAGGUGACACUCUUAUAUCUGGCUCUAGGAGACUCUAUUUUAAGUAAAUAUACUGAGUUUCGCAUAGGGAGAUCAACAGUGUACACGAUAAUCCUUGAGACCUGCCAAGCAAUUUGAGAAGCAUUACAACCAACUUUUCUCCCAACUAUGGAUAAAAAUUCAUGGAAUACAGUGGCACAGGGAUUUAUGGAUAAAUGGCAGUUCCCUAAUUGCGUCGGUGCCAUUGAUGGGAAACACAUACGCAUUAAAGCCCCUCCUAUGUCAGGAUCCCAAUUUUACAAUUAUAAAGGAUUUUUAGCAUGGUAAUUAUGGCUGCUUGCGAUGGAGAAUAUAAGUUUACAUGGGUGGAUAUUGGGCAGUACAGUAUGUAAUCAUAGCAGUAUAUCUCAUAAUCUAAAUAUAUAGUUAUAGUGCAUGUAGAAAUGCAUG
Messenger RNA from Harpegnathos saltator (Jerdon's jumping ant), 952 nucleotides. RefSeq lists its product as uncharacterized. Lineage: Eukaryota; Metazoa; Arthropoda; Insecta; Hymenoptera; Formicidae. The transcript has 2 exons. The coding region runs from base 206 to 640 and encodes 144 amino acids. The record is from RefSeq and is a predicted model, not a curated record.